UCUGACAACAUGUACACUUGCGUCCUCGUCGCCUGUUUACUCAUCGGCUCCACAUUUGCUGGGGAGAAAAAGGCAGAAACUAGGGAUAAGCGCGGGUUUGCUGGAGGCCAUGGCGGAGGUUACGGCGGCGGCUACGGUGGUGGUCACGGAGGUGGUGGCAGCUACCUAGUGGUAGGUGGCGGCGGCGGUGGUGGUCAUGGCCCCAGCGCCGCCGAUGUAGCAAACGAUGCUGCCAAUCAGGCUACUGCUGCUGCCGCAGGUUUAGGAGGAGCAGCCCAUGCUGCAGCCGCAGGAGCCGCAGCAGGUGCCGCAGCAGCCGCUAAUGCUGCUUCACAAACGGCCCAAGCUGCGGCAGCCAGCAAGCAGGCCCAGGCAGCUCAGGUGACGCAGGCGGCACAAGGAGCUCAGGCCGCAGCCUUCGCUGAAGGUUCUUUGGCCUCUAAGGCCAAUAUCGCCUAUCAAGCUGCCAAGGUAACCGCAUCUAUGGCCAACAGUCUUGCUGCCAAUAUUGCUCAGAUCCUAGCGGAGGCCAAGGCUCUGGCCAACCAGGCGGCCAACAGUUUGGCCGAGCAGCAGAACUUCCUGGCGGCUCAGAGGACCAUGGCCUGGCAGGCUCAGCAGGCUGCCAACUCCCUCAACCAGCAGCAGUACGUGGCGCUCAACGACCUGGAAGAUGCUGCAGGUGCGGCUGCCCAGGCUCAGGCCUCAGCAACCAAGGCCAUCUCCAGGGCCAAGGGCAGCAGCGGACACGGAUACGGCCGCCGCUAAGACGUGUACAUGACAGAAAGGAUGUAUGUAUUUCUAAUCUUGAUAUCGAAUUUCUCACAAUAUAUGCACCAUGAAUCAUACGGUGCAUGAUAAAUGUAAAAUAAACGAUAUUCUUUUAUGACUCGUGUUUCCAUUAAUAGGCAAGCUACAAUUUUCAAGAAUAUAGUGUAAAUAAUCCACAAUUAUAUUUAACAAAACAAGA
Messenger RNA from Cherax quadricarinatus, 970 nucleotides. Its product is annotated as antifreeze protein Maxi-like. The record is from RefSeq and is a predicted model, not a curated record. NCBI's taxonomy places the organism in Eukaryota, Metazoa, Arthropoda, Malacostraca, Decapoda, Parastacidae.